UCUUAAGUUCCAUCAUGGGGUUUAACAUUCCUUGCCAUUCUUAAUAAGCGAUUCUUAAUUGCUGUUGAGUCAAGUUAAUCGGAUUUUAUGAAUUCACUUUUUUAAAAUCUCUACUGAUGCCAACUUCCAGUUUUUAUUAUUUUAAUUAACCUGUUUUCAUUUAAAUACACCUAUAAUCAAAUUUUCUGAAUCUUCCACUUUUAAUCACUUUUAGAAUCUUAUUUCCUCUUUUGCUUGUGGCAGAUAAUUUUGACUUUUCCUAAUUUUCACGUUUAUUCACAAAUCUCCCCAAAUUACCCCUUUAUUAUGAUGCAAUUAUCAAUUUUCUCUCUAUGUUCACGCAAAAAAUAAAUAAAUAUCUCUAAUUUCAUAAAAUGCCUCCAAGAAAGGGAAGAACUUCUGUCAAAAAAGGUAUUUUUAAUUAUUCAGAGCACCAUUUUAUACCAAUUUUAAAAGUCGAGAACCCGGAUGAAUUGAAGUCCGAUGAUUUGGAGGAGAUGGAGCUUGAUCCUUUGACUCAGGAUAUGAGUUCCCUAAAGUCUUCUGAUCUCACCCAUGAGAACCUUAACACUGACUCUACUUCUGAUAACCUAGAACUCAACAACUCGGUUGACGUUCAAUUAUCUGCAAACACAGAGCUCGAAAAUACUAAUAACACUAUGGAUACUACUGUUGAUACUACUCAUUCUGUUGACAAUAUCCAUUCAGUUGACAAUAUUCAUUCAGUUGACAACAUUGAGCUAGUUGACAAUUUUCACCUAGUUGACACUGCAAAUGCCGGUGGUACAGUGGUCACAGUUGGUAAUGUGGAUAUGGAUGUUGAUAUGGAAGGGUAUGUUCAAGAUUUAUCCAUGUGUGACAUUCCCCCACCGCCAGACUCUGAUGGCUACGGGCUGGAGGAUCAGAUGUCAAGUGAGGAAAUUUCAGAGUAUAUUUCUGAGAUAAUGGAGUCUCUGAUGGAUUUAUCGAAGCAACUUGAGGACCAGGACGAUGAGGAAGAGGAGGGCGCAAUAAAGGAGGACGAAGUGCCUUUUGAGCGGGUACCAGAGGAGGUAAACGGUGGAAACGUUCUCCUAUUUUUGAAUUUACCGCCUGAAUUUGACCCGAAGAGGCUGAGUGAGGUGUUUACGAAAUAUCCAUCACUUGUUUCAAACGUUUCAUUCCUGGACAAAACAAGGCUGAAGGUUUUUUUCACGUCAUAUAAAGGAGCUCAGGAAACGAAGAUGAAACUUGACUCUGUAAAAUUGUAUAAUCGCAGACUUCAAGUCAUUUACGCCCCUGACAAAUACACACUAAACGCUCCCAAAUAUUUAAAUAUUCCUCUAAACCUCAGUAAUCGCCAUCCGGUUGUUAAUCACCACCACAACUUCGUGAAUCAGCAUAGUCACACUAGCCAUCCAAAUCAUUUCAGGGGAUUUGGCAAUAACGCUAAUAUUCCACCGCCACCAUCCGCUCCUUACACAGGUCCUCCUCAAGAACGCUUUAAAAUCUCGUUUAACAGGUAUAAGCUAGUGAACACGACCAUGUCCCAGAUCUUGACUCAGAUUUACACUGAGGCAAACUUUGAGCCGGGAAGUCGCAGUCUCCAGUGGGACGACUCCUCACCCUUCUACCAGAACCAGCUGAAAUAUGACAGGUUAUUUGAAAAGUUCGGUAUAACUACUAGGUAUGUCAUGAUUGGAAGAUUGAACUACUCAGUAUUUGAAAACUCCAGUACUGUCCACGAUUUCCUCUCGUCCUUCACAAACUCAUCGUACACUUAUGAAAUUGUCAAUUUGCCCUCUAGUUAUCCUUCAAGUCCUUCCGUGACAGCUGAAACUACCUCACUCAACAGUGUUAAUGUUGAUAGUUUUAAUGGUUCAGACGGUGAGAAAUGGUUAUAUGUAAUAUUUGAUAAGAACAGAGACGGAUUGAACUUUUACAAUAAGGUAUAUAGCUACGUUUCAGCCUCAAGUUCAGAAGAUUCAAGUGAAGUGAAACAUAAGUAUUUGGUGAGAUAUGCAUGUCCACUGUCUCCUCAAGAUAGUUUGUGGAUAGGCAACGUGUGUGAGUUUUGCGGCUAUUUCAGAACUGAAGAUGAGGUCUACUCGUUCUUUAACAAUUUAGGCCAACUUAAGCAUUUCAAACUCGUCUACGAGUCAAACUGUAUAUUCCUAACCUUUCAUAGUAAACAAACCUCGAUAAAGGUGUAUAACCUCUUAAACGCACUGUCUCCAAGGAUGGUUAUCAGGCUUCUAACUGCAAACAACGCUAAUGGAAGUUCAAAUAGAUCAAGCCUAGUUGACAGGUUUUGUAGCUUGACAAUGGAUGUUGACGAGUCAAUGGGACUUAUGAAGGAGGAUUUGGUGACUGUUGACUUUACAGUAAGUAAGAGUGAGAACAGUUUUGCUUUGGGUCAGAAGCUCUUGAACGCCAUAAAGAGGAGAACAGACUCACAGGAACUCAUUGAAAAACUCCUGAACACAAGCGAUGCUUCAAACAUCCUGUCUGACAACUCAAUGUCAAAUCGUAGAAGUCAUGGCGGCUAUCCCAGCUAUAAUAGUUACGGGCCCAGGAGAAGGGAGCCACGGCCAAGAUAUGACAGGAGACCCUAUAGAGAUGACUAUUCCAGAGAGCCAUACCGUGACAGGGACAGAAGUAAUCGCGAACACAACAAGUAUAGACAGAGAUAUCCGAUUUCAAAGGAACCAAGAGUUGACCGUUUCGGAAGAACAAUUAGGCCCUACGAUAAGUCGAGACGUGAUGAACCUUGGAAAUAUAAUCAACACCAAGCUGAUUCUGAUAGUUUCCAGGACAAGUUGGAUCAUGAAGUUAGAAAAAGAAGCCAAGAAAGAGGAAUGGAUACCAAUUACCCAGAACCGCCUAAAACCGCCCACCCUAGUGAACGAUAUUUAUCAGAACAACCGCUCAUGGAUCAGGUUGAGAUGGAGAUUGAUCACUCAGAUACUGCUUCAAGCUCUUCUGGUAAGGCUGAGAGACCUGGUAGAAGAUUAGAAUACUGCCAACUACUCAAAAGAGGCAAGUUCAUUUGCAAAGUUGGUUGUGAAUUUAUUCGCGGUGACAAGGCUCACAGGUUACCUGAGCUUCUCGACGUUAAUCAGAGGGCUAACCCUGAGCGUUUGAAGAAUUACUUGACUAAAACACCCGAACUCUCACUUUGGCAGUUAUCUGCUGAUGGUAAGGAAGAUAAUCAGAAGUAUGACAAUCUUUGCGAAUACCUGAUUUCCAAAAACAGGGUCGCACUUGUUCAGCAAGGCCCCUAUGAAAUCUACAUCGUACCUCCCCAAGAACAAUACAUUCAAAUGCUAAACACUCCAGAUACGCAAUUCAUGUACGCUUAUGUCCUCUCUAAGUCCUAAUUUGCCUCUUCAUACUACUCAUACGUUUAUACAUUUUGUAUAGUAGUAUGUGUACAAUAGUGUAUUUUCUACCCUAAUAGUAUUGUAUAGAAUUUGUGUAAUAUGUAGGAUCUUAGUGAUUAACCGUGUUUGGAGCGUGUUUUGAUGUUAAAUAUGGUUAGAUUUUUGAUUUAUACCUUGUACACACUUCUUAAAUUAAUGUUAGGGAUUAGAACCCCCAUAAAUUGUAAAACCACAUGAUAACAGCGU
Theileria parva strain Muguga is the source of this 3608-nucleotide messenger RNA. RefSeq names its product SPOC domain protein. The transcript is spliced from 2 exons. Gene Ontology annotation, molecular function: nucleic acid binding. The coding region runs from base 375 to 3359 and encodes 994 amino acids. The record is from RefSeq and is a predicted model, not a curated record. Lineage: Eukaryota; Apicomplexa; Aconoidasida; Piroplasmida; Theileriidae.